UCUGUUUUCUUCCAUAGUUUAAUGUCUGUAUGACAGUGACAUGUGUUUAUCAUAUAAAGUCAUUUCUUCUGUCUGGAUCCAGGAUCUGAAGCAUCAGUGUUCGUCAGGUUUUAUGGAUCUGGACUGUCAGAUGCUUCCUAACAUCCAGAACCCGCCCGGAUCCCUCCGAGGUUUCACUCCAUCACGCUGCGCUCACAUUUGGGCUGCUGCAGCCUGGAGCCACGCUGAUGAAAUGACGUGAGUGCUUGACGAGGCUAAAUGGCAGCACUUGAAAUAGCAGUGACCUGCCAUGCUGCUCACCCACUCGCUGAUGCGAUCACGACCCCAUCAGAGCGUCUCAGCUCCGCGGCGCACCGGACAAUCCUCCGUGAUUUCUUUGGAACAUUUCAUUUGUUUUCUCACUUCAGGGAGCUCGAACUUUGAAGACAUGGAUACUGAUCGACCUGCAAAUGUCUCCUUCUCUGAUUUCGUUGGAGGAGUCCAGCUCCUCCGGGGAGAGGACACCAGGACCGCCAUGCCCGUCAUCCUGAUCGGGAUCUGCGUGUGCGGGGCCGUUGGGAAUUUGCUCGUUUUGCUGGUUUUCCUCCGUGACUUCAGAAACGGGAAGGGCUCCGAGGUGAAGGCGCUCCUCGCCUCUGUGGCCUCCACGGACUUGGUCAUCCUGCUGCUGUGCGCACCCGUGCGCGCCAUCACCUUCUACAAGCAGACCUGGACCUUGGGCAGCUUUGUGUGCAGCACCGCGGACUGGUUCCAGCACUCGUGUGUGGUUGCAAAAACUUUAGUCCUCGCUGUCACCACCAGAGCCAAACACACUCUGGUCCCCAGCACCGCCGCGGGGCCCCUCUACAGCCCGACGUGGAUCCACGCAGUCCUGGCGUUCGUGUGGAUCGUGUCCAUGAUGUUUCCCAUCCCGCAGAUGCUGUUCGCCUCUGUGGUGCCGCACGGCAGCGACGCGCUCUGCGUCUCUCAGGUGCCAGAGUGCGCGUCUGACUUCAUGAGUUUGUUCUACAAGAUCUACCCGACUGCGACCUUCGUGGUGCCGGUCAGCUUUACCGUGGCCUACUACACGAAAUCGCUCCACUUUGCGGUGAAUCACGCACCCAGCCCGCAGCAGCAGAGCAAGGUGACCCUGGUGCUGCUGUGUCUGAGCGGCGCCCUCGGCCUCAUGCUGCUGCCGGAGUGGGGCACAUUCACCUGGAUCAGGCUCGGGUACAACAAACCUCCCGUGGGCUUGAUCCUCUUUGCGCAGGUGCUCCUUUACGCGUGCAGCGCGCUGUCUCCGGUCAUCCUCAUGACCAUGUACGACGACGUGCGCCAGGGACUCAUCUCCAUCUGGUUCAUCGGGACCUGCAGAGGCUCCAAGCAGCUCCCCAGCAACAAGUGUCCGAAAACGGAGGGAAACGGAGCAGAAGUCGGAACCAACGCCGUGGCCAACGCGGUCUCAGCGGAGCAGGAGAAGACGUUCCCGGACGUUGAGCACUUUUGGACAGGGCGCAGGAAUACGCACGUCGAGGAGGAGCAGGAUCCGGUUCCGUGGGAGAGAGAGGAGAAGAUGCUGUAGAGAACCUGGUGUCUGAAACUGUCAUGUUUGGAUGUUUCUCAUCUAUAUUUAAUAUUUGUUCUUUGGAUCGGAGGAGGUUUGUGUUCAUGUGAUGUGUGUGUUCAUGUGAUGUGUGUGCUCAUGUGAUGUGGAUAAUAAAACUGUCAAACAUGAACUGCUCUGUUUGUUUUUAAUCAGAUCAUUUCUACAUAUUAAAUUUAAUCCAGCUGCAUGUUUCAGGCUCUGAGUUUGAAAUAAAAGUUGACUCUAUAUUCAGGAUGGAAGAAAUCAAAACAAAGUACCAAAAGUAAAAGUACUCAUUAUGCAGAGUAAUCCACCUCUGAACGAUGCAUAUUUAAUUAAU
Molecule: messenger RNA, 1904 nt
Organism: Larimichthys crocea (large yellow croaker)
Lineage: Eukaryota; Metazoa; Chordata; Actinopteri; Sciaenidae
Product: probable G-protein coupled receptor 151
Exons: 1
Coding region: 290-1561 (423 amino acids)
Biological process (GO): G protein-coupled receptor signaling pathway
Cellular component (GO): plasma membrane
Molecular function (GO): G protein-coupled receptor activity
Source: RefSeq, a predicted model, not a curated record